Messenger RNA from Mercenaria mercenaria, 12210 nucleotides. Its product is annotated as rho guanine nucleotide exchange factor 12-like. Bases 475 to 6264 code for a protein of 1929 amino acids. Gene Ontology annotation, molecular function: guanyl-nucleotide exchange factor activity; G protein-coupled receptor binding. The transcript is spliced from 44 exons. Gene Ontology annotation, cellular component: cytoplasm. NCBI's taxonomy places the organism in Eukaryota, Metazoa, Mollusca, Bivalvia, Venerida, Veneridae. Gene Ontology annotation, biological process: G protein-coupled receptor signaling pathway; intracellular signal transduction. The record is from RefSeq and is a predicted model, not a curated record.
CAGUCUAUCAACUUAUUGAAAGGGAAAUGUGUGGACAUUUAUCAGUGUAUUGUGAUUAAACUGUUCGGAACAAAAUCGAAGUUGGAAUACAAUUUUUAGAACUACAAAGAAUAAUCUAGAGAGAAGUGCUAAAAAUGAAAUUCUAGUUGCGAAAAAUGGUGGAUUUGUGAUACAGGAAAUUAUAUUGUUGUAUUCAGUCAUUUAUGAUUGUCAUUAAAGUUGACAUAGUUUGUUAUACUCACUGGCUACUUGGAUACAUAGUAAUGAUGGAGUUUUAAUGAUAUGCCAAAGGUCAAUGUCUGCGAUACUGUUAUAAACAAAAGACAAAUUCGCAUAGAGAAUUAAGUUGUUAAUAUACAUGACUUACCAAUAAUACUAUGUACUUGAUGAAAACAUCAGUGUGAAUCAAAUGGUUUCCUUUCAUUUUUCAUGAAAACAAACUUUUGAAAAUGGCUGGAAUAACGAGAAGGAGUUAUGCCUCUGAAGAAGUGGCGCUCAAUGGAUAUAUUUAACUUUUCUCCGAGAGAGAAUCCUAUUAUGGAAAGUAUAAGUAAUAAAUUUGCGGAGAUAUCACAAUCACAUGCUGGCACAUUACUGAGAAAUCGAAGGCUGGGCAGCCUUGGCAGUGUGAAGAGUACAGAUGACCAGUCACCAAAGAAAGAUGAACAGACUGACAGCCCUAAUGCACCAUUGCUGCUACAGAGGACUGCCAUUAUUCAGAAAGAUGAAAAAGGGUAUGGGUUGACUGUCAGUGGAGACAACCCUGUAUAUGUAGCUAGUGUCAAAACUGGCGGGGCAGCAGAGAAGGCAGGUGUUCAAGUAGGGGACAAGAUAAUAAAGGUGAAUGGUAAAUUGGUGACGAACUCAAACCAUACAGAGGUUGUCAAGAUGAUUAGGGCCGGAUCCUAUGUGGCGUUGACGCUGCUUGGCAAGCCAUCUAACACCCAUCUACCAAACAGAGACUCUAUUUAUGAACGUGAGCCUAGCACCAGAGAAUCUUCAGGGUCCUUUAGAGAUUCAAUAGUGGAUAAAAUCACCGGACCACAACCAGUAGAUGCUGAGAAAGAGAAAGAGGUGCGACAACAGAAAGUGAACACGAUACGUGUUAUGUACGAGACAGUGCAUGAGGAAUAUGAUAAAAUAAGGAAAGAGUGUAAAGCAAACCCCUUAAACAGUAAACUGCAAGACAAGUUGCAAGAGAAGGAGAAGACGUUAAAGAUUUUAGAGGCACAGCUACAGAGUAUUCCAGGUGGUACUGGGAACUUUAGCCGAGAUUCACAGCCGCCAGUAAUAAAUGUAGAUUCGGAGUCGGUUACGUCAGAUACUCACUCAGUGUCCUCAUGGCUUCCCAAGAAAGAGCGUAAACACAUGAAACACAGCUCCUCGCCCGGGGCCAUGUAUAGCCCCGCUGAGGCCCAGGAAAGGGGUAGCGCAAAUGUCUCUAGGUCUAAAUCAGAUGUUUCUACGCGCAAAAAUGCUCUUUCUGAAUACUCCUUUGGUCACCUGGGAUAUAAGAGAACUGAAUCCAGUCCGGAGGUGUCAAAGUCCCAAGUUAGCACGGGAAAGAAAGUUAAAAAAAGUUCCAGUUUCAAAGGGUUUCGUAGAACGUAUGCCCGUAAGAUGAGGCCGAGUACUGCGUCUGUACCUUACACAGUCUCAGAUCUUGGCUCUGACUCACCGUGUACCAGUCCAAGUUCUUCACCAACACCAAUACACAGUCAAAACCUCGAUAUAGACACAGUCACAGGAGAUUCAGGCAUUGAGGACGGAAGUCAGAAUUCCAUAGUGAUGUCAACAAGACCAUCCAACACACAGAUAAUUGGUAUGGAUGAUGAUGAUUUUGCAUCGGAUGAUGAGAGUUCCGACUAUGAACGAAGAUCUAAACCUCCUGUCUCACCAUUUUUGUCUAAGCUUCAGAACUUUGAGACUGGGGACAGUAGAGUUUUCAGUGACCUCCGAGUGUUGGAGACAAAGCCAGCUUACAUGGCGAUAUUUAUGCACUAUGUUUUAACACAACACAAUCCCGCCCCACUAUUGUUCUACCAAAUGACCAGUUUCUAUCGCAACGCUCAGGGCAGCAGUAAAGAUCUGAAGAAAUGGGCGUAUGAAAUUCAUUCAACAUUUAUAGUCCAUAAUGCUCCAUUAAGAGUGACUUCAUUUGGUGAUCACAUUGUGCAAGAGAUAGACACGACGUUAACCUUCAGGUCAGAAAAAGAAGAUUUGUUACGCUCCAUAUUUAAUAAUGCACGAGUUGUCGCUAAAGAAGAUGUACAGAAACUUGUGGAAGAUCUCAGACAGAAAAAAGAACAAGGGCUGAUAGAGGGCGCAGCAGAUCUGAAAGACCAUAUGGAUAAAAAUGAAGAAUUGAAAAUAGUAGAAAAAUACUUAUACCCAGACCUGGAAAAGUGUGUAAUGAGUGAAGAAGAUGACAAAAUGUCAGCCCAGGGCUGGGCCAUCGCUACAUUCCUCCGUCAUAUUGGCCUGAACAAACCCACAUCUCAUAGUGGUAAUGUACUCGAGCGUGUGCCAAGUUUCGUCACAAAAGAUAAACAGAUGUCCAAGUUUAAAUUCAGUAACAGAUCAAAGACCAAGAACCAAAAAGGUCAUCAGUUUGUUUUAUGCCAUCUGUACAAACAGGAAUUCUGUCUGAAGUGUAAUAAAGUGCUGUGGGGUGUUGGUUUCCAAGGAUACCAGUGUCAAACGUGCGAGCAGUGUGUACAUAGACAGUGUGUAGAUGAUUUGGACGAGGUGUGUAACAAGAAAAAGAAACGUGCUUCGACGGCAUUAAACGUCUUCAAACCAAAGCAGCCAUCCAUAGGUGUGUCGGUGAGAUCUGCUCUGUCAGACAUUAUAACUUCAGGUAACGUGAACGUCAUCAUGCACCAGGCAACACCAAUGAUAAAUGAUUCAGAACAAGUCAGCAGUCCAACAUUACCAAAUCAACCAAAUGUGUUUCCUCAACCACUUAAAGACCCUGAAGACAAGGAAAUUAGUGCUUUCAAAGACAGCGGUCAUUCAGUGGGCAGCUUGGUGAAUAGAUUCGAGAAACAAAGCCCUGAACAUGAAACCACUGGAAAGUAUAAUAGAUUUGGUUACUCGAGACGAUCGGCUGCUGACUUUUCACCGAGAAUAACCAGGAAAAAUGCCAUUUCUCCAAGACAAAGCCGGCGUCCUAGUAUGAACCAGUCUUUGUCAGUCCCUCCAAGGAAAAAUUCUGAUAUAGGACGUUCAGAGAGUAUGAAAGGCAGAGGUGACACGAUUACCAGACCAACAAAGCGGUCAAACAGUGAUUUAGCAAUGGACGAGAACACAUUACGUGCUCUCCAGUCGGCAAGUUCAUCCACAUCUAGUCUGAGAAGUAUGGAAAGCCCAAGUACGUCGAUGGACACACUGACGGCCCAGAUACAAGAUGAUUCCGACUUUGACGUGGAGCCCGAGUUACCAUCACUGAAGCAGGUAUUGGGGGAGGAAACAGUGAGAAAACUAAAACCUAAGGAGAAGAAAAGACAAGAUGUUAUAAAUGAGUUGUUUUAUACAGAAAAGUGCCAUGUACGCAACUUAAAGAUAUUGGACAAGUUGUUCUACCGACCAAUGUUGAAAGAACAGGCAAUACCUCAGGAUUUCACAAAAAGCCUUUUUCCUAAUUUGGAAACCAUGAUUCGUCUCCAUGGUUCUCUGAAUGAUUCAAUGAAAAACCGACGUAAAGAAAAAUCUGUGAUAAGUAAUGUUGGUGAUUUAUUGUUGCAAAGGUUUGACGGUGAAGCGGGGGAAAACUUCCGUAACGGCUGUGCCAUAUUCUGUCGUAACCAGUCCCAUACGUUAGAAAAUCUUAAGAUUAGAGUUAGAAAAGAACCAAAAAUGGCUCAACUUCUGUCGGAUGCAGAAAAUAAUCCACUAUGUCAAAGGCUGGCCCUGAAAGAUAUCAUUCCUAAACAGUUUAUGAGGCUGACCAAAUACCCAUUGUUGAUAGAAAAUCUACUUAAAUAUACACAAACCAAUACUGAAGAAUAUUCAAAUUUGGAGCGGGCACAGAAGUGCAGUAAACAUAUCUUAGAAUAUGUGAACCAGGCAGUGAAAGAUUGCGAGAAUCAUCAGCGACUUAUAGAUCUCCAGCGUAGAAUUGAUAAAAAAUCUAUAGACAACAGUCCAGAAAUGGAAGAAUUAAGGACAUUUGAUGCAAGUAAACACAAGUUACUCCAUGAUGGAUCUUUAAUUUGGAGUUUGAACAAUAGAAAACAAAUAGAACUUCAUGUUGUGUUACUAGAACGUGCAAUGGUUCUCUUACAAAAGCAAGAUGAAAGACUAGUUCUAAAGCUUCAAAGCACGCAACUAGUGGCGGGAAAAACUGACUCAAAGAAACACAGUCCAUUGUUAUGGUUGAAUAACGUGCUAGCUAGAAAUGAUGCGACGGAUAAGAAAGCGUUUUUCGUUGUGAAUACUUCCAAGGCGGGACCGCAGAUUUACAAACUGGUUGCAGGAACUGCAGAUGAACAGAAAACUUGGACCAAGUAUAUCACACAAGCAUCUGAAGCCAUGAAGAAGAAUGAAAUCAACCAGAAGAAAAAGCCGCCAGUACCAGAGGAAAUACCCAGGGAACGGAUGGAACAACCAGGGACUGCGAAUGGGGACUUGCAGGACAUUGAAUCAGAAACAUUGGUACAUCCUGGAGAUGUCACGUAUAAUGAUCCGGUUAUCAAUACAGCUGUACAAGUGAUUACACCGCUCGAGAAAUUACGGCAGAACGACGAACAUUUAGCAGCAGUUCUAGAAGAGAGGCAAGGUCUUAUUGCUGAACUACUUAACGUCAGCCCUAAUGAUAUAGCAGAUAAAGUUCAGGAUGUAACAGAAAAUGAAGAAGGAGAAGGGGUUCCUCAGGAAUUGAUAGCUGCCUGUCAGCACCAGACAACAGAAAUAGUGAACAUGAUGAGGGAAAAUACACCGCCCCAAGUCAUACCAAAUACAGACUCGGGCGAGCACGUGGAAUCUGUGGAGGACAUGAGUUUACCAAUUCCGAUGGAACGACUGCGUGACAUGGCUAACAGAAUGAAUCAAAUUCUUACAAAUCUGCUGGCUCAAACCAGGGCUACUGCCACCAUGACUCCCAUGACACAGGCUGCAGUGAAUAGCCGAGAUGAGGAAAGGGAUCGUUUACGCCGGGAGCUGAAGUUCGCGCAAGAGGAGUUGAAUCGUCUGCGACGUAUACAGAAAAUGCAGAUGGAGGCACAGAAAGAGAAAGGUGAGGACGGUGAGCCAGAAGUCACCGAAGAGAAACCAGAACGUCCGGCCAGCAUUGUUUCAGAAACAUCAACAGUGUCAGAGUCAGAGGGUGAUGAGAACAAAGAGGAUAGUGAACAAACCGAUGAACAAGAAACAGAAGUAACUGAGGAUGGUAUGCCAGGCCUUCCAAUAGAACCAGAAAUUGUUAGUGAGUUGGAGACGCUUAAUGAGGUGUCUCCAGGAACAAUGGACACCUUGGUGGAUGCCGAUUCAGCUCUUGAACUUACUGAAAUAUCUGGUAUAGGAAGUGAUGAAAUGGGUAAUUAUGAAGAAGCAGAAGUGGAAGCUGUCGAGGAAGAACUGCACGAGAUGGAACCACCAGAUGAGGAUCAAAUGGAAGACCUUGAUAUUGAUACACCAAUAGUUAAAAUCACUGGUCCUGAUAAUGAUGAAAGUGAUGAAGAUGAAGGAGAAGAUGACAGUGAUGAUGAUGAUGAUGAUGAUGAUGAUAAUGACAAUAAGGAUGAAGAUACAAAUAGAAGUGGUAGGGUUGAAGAUGAAAUGACUGAAGAGCAUGAUGUUGAUGAUAUUGAUAAUGGUGAUAAUAAAUUGACAGGUCAAACUGAUGAUGUGAUGGAUAGAUUAAGAGUUGAUGCAAAUACUGAAGGUGACAGUGACACUGACGCUAGUAGUGAUAAAAAAGAAAAUGGAGAAGUUUUUCAUGAUGCCAUUGAAGGCCAAGAGGAAAGAAAUAAUACAGAAAUCACUGAGGAUCCAGGUGGUAUUGAGACAGAUAGUAAAACUAAAGAAGUAAUAAAUGAAGGUUCAGAAAACAUUGAAAAUUUAGCAAAGUGUAAUACUGAAAUAGAUACAGUUGAUAGUGAAAAUAAAGAGCAGUCUAAUAAUAAUAUAGAAAUUGAUGAUUCAGAUAUGAUGCUGAAACAGAAAGACAUCUGUUAUUCAGACCCAGAAGAUAAUAUAAGUGAAAUAAAGAAUGAUGACACUGUUAAAAGUUUAAAUGAGACACAGUCAAGUGAACAAGUUUGAGCGGAACUGUUAGACAUUUUAUAGAAAAAUCAAGAGUUCUGUCCUGCAUAGCCAUGAAAUACAUAUCCCUGUUUUGUAAAUAAUGGUAUAUAAUAAUCUGUCCCGAGGCAAGAAUAUAUGUAUAUGUAAAGUGAAGAAUAAAAUGUGUAUAAUCAUGCAAUAUACUACAUUUUUAUCAGGAGGUAGAAAUAGGAACAGUUGUAGCAUUCAAUGUAAUAAUGAUACUGUUUUGUUUAUCUGUUGGGUUGAAUGUGAUCCUUAGUAAUAUGGAAAUGGGUUGCAUUUAUUGAGGUAAAUGAUGUUUGACUUUGGCAGUUAUACUUAAACAGGGAGGGUAAAGUUCAGACGUAUUGGCAGGAGAUCAAGAACUGUAGUGUACGGAUCUGGAUUUGCCCAAAACUAUGAAGUUUUUGAUAAAAGUGGCUUAAGUGGCCAAAUGGUUUGAAAAAAAGUGGCUAAGUGGCCAAUUUGACUGGAUAAACAGUUUAAAUGGCCAGUUGUCUGAAAGUGUUUGAAAUGUCUCUGACUGUGCCAUCCAUUUGUUUUUAGUUAGCUUAAUGGGAAGAGUAACUAAAUGGAAGCUCUUUUUGAAGGUUUUGGCUGUGUGUUAGAUGCACCAAGGAGAAAAAUGUUAACUGUGUCAACAAUAUCAAAUCCCUAUGUUGAAAUGUCAAACAAUUAACCUGUAAACAGGGCUAAAAAGUGUGUGGAAUGUGGUAGGAGGUAUGUGUUUGCCUGUAAAAUGAAGGUGUAAGCCAUGGUGAUAAUGGCAUAGUUUGAAUUUCAGUUUAAAUUCCAUGUGUUUGUAAUGGUUAAGGCUUUCAUGUUAUUGUAGUGAAUCGAGACAUUAAAUAAAUUUUGUAUCCAAAAUAGCCAUUAGAUAUUUAAUGAUGAACAAGUUGCACAUUGGCAAAAUGCUUUGCUUGAUGAGAAACACUAGCAUUGAAACUUAAUCAUUUAUAUAAAUAUGUUUGCCAGUUGUCGUUAUAAUAUUUAGAGUUUUAAGUCUUUAAAUUUUUGUGAACAGCUGGUUUUUGUUUUGUUCAAGGUUUUUAAUUAAGGAGAAUCCUGUUUUUCAGUAUGUCCUGUGAUUGCCUUCAGCUUUAUUUUAAAUGCCUCAAUCAGUAACAUAUAGUAGUCAGUGCUUUUAUAUGAUGAGUAGAGCUCAUAGAUUUUAGUGGUCUGUGACCCACACCAUUAGAAAAAUGUUUAACACUUCCAAAUUUUAACUGCCUAGAUGUCCAUUACUCUUAAAAAAUUACAAAAAUGAAAGUACUCUCACUGUAGAUUCUCUUUCCCUUCAUAAUAAGAGUGGGCAUGCUGAAGUUACACCCAACAGACUUCUGUGCCUUGUUGAUGUAGCUCCAAAAAAAUUAGAGUGUCUGGCUAGCCAGCAGAUUAAUAUGGUUACAGAUUUACAAGUUGCCAUCUCAUUUUUGUCACAAAUGCAUGUCUGUAUGUGGUUACUCUCUUUUGUAUGAAAUAAAGAGUGGGUGGUAUUAUUAUACAAGGGUGUAAUCAUUUGUUAAAGGUCAGAAAAUAUAUAUUUAAAGCAGUACUGAGGUAACUUAACUAAAUUAUUCCUUAGAAAUGUUGAUUUAAUUUUAUUGUCUUUGAGAAAUCUUUAUAUUAUGUCUGCCUUUGGCCUCAUCAGUUUUGAUGUUUUACUGAAAUUUUAUGGGAAUUUAAGUAUAAACUUUGGGCUGCAGUAUAUCCUUGACAUGUACAAUUUAUAGUUAGAAUUAAACUUGGUUUGAGCCCAUUUCUGUUUGUAGACCACCAGCUUUCAAAAAAAAAAAAAGUCUGUAUAUACAUCUUAAAUACAUAAUACACCUAAUACAAAACCAGAGCAUAUUCACGUAGGAAAUGGAUUAUGUGAAUUUCAGAACCUCAGGCCUUCUACCAUUGAAAAUGAUAUAUAGUGCUAGUUCAAACAUUUUAAUUAAGUACCUUUAGAAUGUGUUACUGUAUAAAGUUACACUAAAAAUAAAUGUUAAACAGAAACUGUAGAAUCAUACUCGGAAUAAGUGUUACAAAACCUGGAAGCAUUCAGACAUACAAUACUGGCUGGGAACCAGAAACCGGACUAAUUCCAUGUUUUUUUCGUCAUUAUUUAUUUAGAAAUUAUUUGACAUAAAAGAAAUGCACUCUGCAUCAAUUUAGCUCCUACUGCAUCUAAAAGUGUAGCAAGCAUCAUUUAGUGAUGUAUGGUGCUCAGUUGUUUCAUAAAAAGUAGUAAUUUUCUCCAAAUAGUCUUUAAUUUUCCAGCAAUGCAUAUUUAAGAUAACUUGACUGUCAAAAGCAACAGCAGAAGCAAUGUAAGUUAGAUAUCUUUAAUUCGAAAUUUCGACUUAAGGAAUACUUUAGUUCUAGUGUGAAAAUAGCACAAAAACUGACAGCCAAAAUGCAAAUUAUACUUUGAAAUUAAAAGUAACCUGUGUCUUAAGCACAGAUCUAAUAUCCAGUUUAAUUCUUUCUUUUUGGUACCUGAACAAAUUAACCUUUUGCCUGCUGGCGGCAAGUGAUUUUGCCAUUGCGACCAGUGCAGACCAAGAUCAGUCUGCACAUCCGUGCACUGUUCGCUAUUCAGUCAGUUUAUUUUCAGUGAACACCCCUUAGAAUAAUAAAUGGUAUUGCCCAAAUUGAAUGAUGGACUAGUCCAUUUUAGAAAUUUAGCAGCUAAGGAUUAGAAAUAUUGUGCAGAUGUAGUAUUAUCUCCAUGCCUCGAUGAGAGUCCAGAGGUUAUGAAACUGGUCCAGUCCAGAUGCUGGUUCCCAACCAGUUUAUGUGUACUAAAACCUGUAUAGAAUGACACAUGUGUUAUAAAACUCAUAAAACCAUGUAUAUUAAACGUUAUUGUUGAUUUCUAGUAAUAUUUUGUAAAUGGAAAUUUUGUUUGUAUAUACUAUGUAUUGUAUGUAGAUAGAUAUUUACUCAUGUUGAUCAAUAUUUCAUCCACAUUGUUAUUUACUGAUGGGAUCACCUUCCUGUAUCUUUGAAAGUUAAGAAUAAUUUCCUAACCACACGGGUUGGGAUCACCUUCCUGUAUCUUUGAAAGUUAUGAAUAAUUUCCUAACCACACGGGUUGGGAUCACCUUCCUGUAUCUUUGAAAGUUAAGAAUAAUUUCCUAACCACACGGGUUGGGAUCACCUUCCUUUAUCUUUGAAAGUUAAGAAUAAUUUCCUAACCACACGGGUUGGAAUCGCCUUCCUUUAUCUUUGAAAGUUAAGAAUAAUUUUCUUACCACAGGGGUUGGAAUCGCCUUCCUUUAUCUUUGAAAGUUAAGAAUAAUUUCCUAACCACACGGGUUGGAAUCACCUUCCUUUAUCUUUGAAAGUUAAGAAUAAUUUCCUAACCACACGGGUUGGAAUCGCCUUCCUUUAACUUAGAAAGUUAACAAUAACUUCCUAACCACUUGAGUUUGUGAUGUUUGAAUAUUUCUGAUCUAGAAAAUGUGCAAGUUUUCCCAGCUGAAAAGUAUUUCUGCCCAUUGAUAUUUUCUAAUUGUAUAUAUGUUAAUGUCUGCAUAUAUUUAUAGUGUUUUCUUUUUGAAGGGGCAGGCCUCUUAAGUUUAUGUUAGGAUUUUUGAAAUUUAGAAAGCACUUUUGUUUGCUAGUAAUUUGAUAUAAAAAGUUAAAAAACAAAGCAAUUUGGCUUCCUCACAUGAAAAUGUUCUAUUUCUUUAACCAAUAGCAGUCAAGGGCAGUUAACUUAGUGAACAGUAUGCCUUGCUAUAGAUGGUAACAAGUUUUUUUUUUUCAAAUACACAAAAAUCAUUUGAAUUGGUCAAAUGAUAUUGCAACUGUGUGCCAAUACUUUGUACCUGUCAAAUUAUCAGUGUUUUCUCACGGUGAUGGUAUAUAGCAACCUGUACAAUAAAAAAAGGUCAAGUAACGGCUUUUUUGCAUACCGGUAUCUCCUGGCCAUAAUGGCAAACCCAGUUUCAUAAUUGCCCACAGGCUAAAUUCCUCUAGCCAUUAUGACAUUUAAGUAUGCUAUUAUGGCAAGAAGGCACACCUCACACAUACAUUAACCUUUCGAUAUUUUAUGUAAAGUCGGUUUUUCCAUCAGUAUAUUAACAAUUGUCAUGUUAUCCCUUAACUUUUUAGGGACUAGAUUCAUAGUGCUUUAUGUUAUAUAUAUAUAUUAUAUAUACAAAAUAUAAUGUUUAAACUACACUGUGAUUGUGUUCAUUUAAUACAUUGUAAUACUAAUAUUAAAAUUGACAUAGCAAAACCCAUCAUGCAGCAGAAAUGUGCUUUAUACAGGAUUUCAUUAAGAGUGUUGAUAUUUUCAAUCUUGUUAUGUUUUUAUGAUUUUUUUUUAGAUAUAUACCCCAAAGAAACCAUGUAGUUAUGUAUUUUAUGAUGAAUACGCAAUUUGAGUUUUGAAUUUUAUUUAGAUGAUAAUUUGUUUGAAGGAUUUAUUAAUCUAGAGUUGUUACCAUGGGAACAUAUUUCAUUUAUGAUCCGAGAUGGAAGUUUUGAUGCAAGUAUUGUUGUUUACAGUUGAACUUUGUGUCAAAGACCACCAUACCUGCAAACAAGAAGGCUGUACAUGAAGGACAGUACAUGUUUUAACCUAUUAAAAAGACCUUAUUUUGAUAUUUUAGAGCAGGUCUUUUUAUCUGAAAUUUCCGAAACUUGUCCCAAAUGAACGUUUUACUCCGGCGAGUUGUCACCUCGAAAAGGACCAUUAUUGUAAACUUCUCCAAUUUUAAGAGUUUUGUUGAUUUAUGAUAAAUUAUAAUAUUUUCAAGUUUUUUGUUGUUGACAUUUUGGAUAACAAUUGUAUGAUGACCAUUAAAAUGCCUGAAAAAUGUGCAACAUGACAGAAUAAUAAACGUUAUCUUUCAAUAAAAACUUCUUAUGCAAAAUUGUCAAUUUUAUGGUGACAAAACAUUUAAGUGAAUUCUUAAAAAAUCAUUUCACUGGGAGCAGAAUUUUAGAAAAAAAGGGUCUAGAAUUGGUUCCCAUUAGUGGAUAUUGGAAUGGGGACAUUGGUUUUAUGUGCAAUACAUAUUCGAGACAAAUUAAAGUAACAGAAUAAUAUUUGGCAUAAUGAACGAGUAUUAUAUAAGGGUGUACGUAUAUACCAAAAUGAUUGCAACAUUUUGGAACACAUAUUAUAUAGAUGAUGUUUGUUUCAGAUGAGUUCUUUUACUCUUGUAAAAAUAAAUAAAUCAUGGAAAUCGAAGUGAUUGUGGCCAUCAAUAGUUGGUUUGAAGCGGCAUGUUUCAAAAUGUAGUCAAAUGGAAGAAAUGGAGAUAUUUGGAUUUUGGGCCAGUAUUUACACACAGAAAAAUCUUAUAAUCAUUGAAAUGUGUAGAAAUGGUUUCGAUUUUGGUUAGGCAUGUAGUAAAUUGUACCUUCGUCAGUGAAUUAGUGCUUUAACUUAUAAAACAUUCUUUUAAGAUUUUUGAUGAUUUAAAAUCGGUUUCUUUCAAUAGCUUUAGUAUUUCGGCAUUUUCCUUGGAGCUUGCUGCUAGAAGAUAAUGUUUGUUACUGUAUUCUAAGUUCUUUAAAACAAUACAAGUAUAAAGUUUUUUGUGGUGGUUUGAAAACGUAUUCUGCAGACAUAUGCAUGUUUCUGGAAAAAGGACUUUGGCAUAAAUAAUAAUUUCUUAAAAAUGUGGGUGGGGGCAGGGGUGGGGUUGAUAGAAUCCAGUCUGGUUACUUCUAAAAUUCUAUCGAGUAGAAUGUGUAUAUGCACUGUUGUUACUAAGUGAGUUUUUAUAGAGUACAGGAUAGUUUUCCUGCAUUCAUACAUAUAAUAUAUAUAUAUACCCAGUGUUUGUUGUUCUGUAAAAGAAUGUUGUACAUUAUUAGCCUCAAGUUAUAUUUACAAAAUGCUAUGUCGAUUUUUCUAUAACUAUAUCAAUUAUCAUGCAACAGUCUGAUGAUUAUUGCUUGAAUAAAAUGAAGAAUUAAACAUUACAACGCAAA